Messenger RNA from Gossypium raimondii (Peruvian cotton), 1932 nucleotides. RefSeq names its product allene oxide synthase 3. Gene Ontology annotation, molecular function: iron ion binding; heme binding; monooxygenase activity. The coding region runs from base 94 to 1572 and encodes 492 amino acids. The record is from RefSeq and is a predicted model, not a curated record. The transcript has a single exon. Gene Ontology annotation, biological process: sterol metabolic process. Lineage: Eukaryota; Viridiplantae; Streptophyta; Magnoliopsida; Malvales; Malvaceae.
CUGGAACGUGUAAAUCAUUUUCCAAUUCCUAUAUAUGCUAUCAUAGGCGUCCUUCUCCAAAUUAUUCAUUUGCCUCGUUUAAGCCCAUAAACAAUGUCUUCUUCUUCUUCUUCUUCUUCUUCUUCUUCUUCUUCACUGCCGUCGACAAAGCUGCCGGUGAAACCAAUUCCCGGUGACUAUGGCCUUCAUUUCUUCGGUCCAAUUCGAGAUCGAUUAGCAUACUUUUACAAUGAAGGCAGGGACAAGUUCUUUGCGAAUCGAAUCCAAAAAUACCAAUCCACGGUCUUCAAAACUAAUAUGCCUCCCGGACCUCCAAUUGCCUCUUGCUCUCACGUUAUUUGUCUUCUCGAUGCUAUCUCCUUCUCUGUCCUUUUUGACGCUUCGAAAGUCGAAAAACGUGAUGUUCUUGACGGUACUUUCUUGCCUUCCCUGGCCUACACCGGUGGCCAUCGUGUAUGUGCCUACCUCGAUCCUUCCGAGCCAAAGCAUACAUCUUUAAAGUCCUUCUUUUUAUCUACUCUCGCAGCCCGUCAUCAUAAGUUCAUACCAUUCUUUCAAAUAGGCUUGUCAGAGCUUUUUAACGAGCUUGAAGCUCAGAUUUAUACCAAAAAAGAAGCUUAUUUUAACACCCUGAGCGAUACCAUGUCAUUCAACUACGUUUUUCGCCUGUUCUGUAACAAAAACCCUAGUGAAACAAAGAUAGGUUCUCAAGGACCAAAACUUGUUGACAAAUGGUUGUUGUUUCAGCUUGCACCUCUUGGAUCACUAGGGUUAUCACCCAAAAUUCUAGGUUAUUUCGAAGAUAUUUUGUUACGUACAUUUAGUUUCCCAUUUUUUCUCGUUAAAUCUGAUUACAAAAAGUUGUACGAUGUGUUUUAUGAGUUUGGAAGCUCGGUAUUGGAUGAAGCUGAAAAUGAGUUUGGGAUUGAAAGAGACGAAGCUUGCCAUAACCUGAUUUUCCUUGCCGGCUUUAAUGCUUAUGGUGGCAUGAAAGUCCUAUUCCCAGGGUUGAUCAAGUGGGUUGCAUUAGCCGGACAAACGUUACACCGGAGACUAGCUGAUGAAAUCAGGGCCGUCAUCAAGGCUGAAGGUGGGGUCACUUUAUCUGCUUUGAACAAGAUGGUUUUGGCCAAAUCGGUGAUCUAUGAAUACCUAAGGAUCGAUCCACCAGUUCCAUUCCAAUACGGUAAAGCUAAGGUUGAUUUGGAAGUUGAAAGCCACGAUGUAGCCUUUGAGAUAAAAAAAGGCGAGAUGAUAUUUGGGUAUCAGCCAUUUGCAACUAAAGAUCCUAAGAUUUUUGUGAACCCUGAGGAGUUUGUGGCUGAUAGAUUUGUGGGGGAAGAAGGAGAGAAACUUUUGAAGUAUGUAUAUUGGUCGAAUGAGCGUGAGACGGAGGAUUCCACGGCGGAGAACAAGGCUUGUGCCGGGAAAAAUCUGGUGGUGCUGCUGUGUAGAGUGUUGUUGGUGGAGUUUUUCCUUCGUUAUGACACGUUCCAAGUUGAGGCUAGUACGUUUAUGUUCGCUCCAUCCGUGACGUUCAAGUCUUUGACUAAAGCCUCAUCAAGUACUUGACUGCCCAUGACUGAAAUUUAGUUGUUUGUGAAGGGUGUUUAAUUUGAUUUACCAUCUUGUUCUCUAAAUUUCAUUUGAAGUCCUUUGGUUUGUGGUGCUAGCAAUGGAGAAAUUAUUGAGCCAAGAAAUCAUAUGGUGGAAAAAAAAAAGAAAAAGACUUUUGCAACAAACAAAUGGGUAUGGAGUACUAGAAGAUGGGGAAUGAGUGACCCAAAAUCCUUGUUUCAUAAGUGGGGCUCAUUGUACCUAGUUGUUAUGUUUUCUUUUUUUUAUAUUUCUUUUCAGCUUUGUUUACAAUAAGAAUUUAUAGAGUUAAAAAGAUAAUAAAUUGGAAUAAAAGAAAGAAAGAAAAUUGAUUGA